AAGUGGAUCAUAUAUAUAUUCACACAUACUAUUUAUUUAACAUUGUUUAACAUGUGUGUGAGUCGUCGUGAGAGAUGAUGAAUUUUUAAAAUUCAACUACAUAUCUUACAUUAUUAUUAUAGUUGAUGACAAUAAUAAUUAAUUAAAUAUAAAUCAUUUAAAUGUAAAUAUGUUGAUUGAUAAAAAUAUCAGAUUGAUUUGACAGGAUAGAUAUACGCAAUUGAAAAAUAUAGCUCUGUGGAUUAAAAAAACAACUGGACACUAUCUAUUAUCUGUUAGUAAAUUGGUAUUGGUGUGCUGUCAAUGGUCAAUCACCUGUUUGAACAUGGCAAAUCCUGGUGAUCGUCUAAAUUAUUUUUUGGAAAGCAGCAGUGAUACUGAGACCGAAUACAAAGACACAGAUGAACAUAUUCGUCAUCGAGGAGUAUGUAAAAAUAGAUUGAGGUCUAGGCCACCAUCUGGUAUUGUUAUGAAAAAUCAAACAUCAACAACACAAACAACAUCAUCAACAACAACAACAUCAUCGUCAUCAUUAUCAUUAUCAACAACAUCAUCAACAGCAUUACCACUAUUAUUACUACAAUCAUCUUCAUCAUCAUCAUCAUCAUCCCAACAACAACCAACAACAACAACAACAACUGGAAUGAUAAAUACUAGUCCACAACCAAGUGAUGAACGUAUAACACUUAUUGUUGAUAAUACUCGUUUUAUACUUGAUCCAGCUUUAUUUACAGCACAUCCAAAUACAAUGCUUGGUCGAAUGUUUAGUUCAGGCAUUGAAUUUGCUCAACAAAAUGACAGAGGCGAGUAUGAAGUUGCUGAGGGUAUAUCUGCAAUGGUAUUUCGUUCAAUACUUGAAUAUUACAAGGGUGGUAUUAUAAGAUGUCCACCAACAGUUACUGUACAAGAAUUACGUGAAGCAUGUGAUUAUUUACUUGUUCCAUUUGAUGCAAGCACUGUUAAAUGUCAAAAUUUAAGAGGUUUGCUUCAUGAGCUAUCAAAUGAAGGUGCAAGAUGUCAAUUUGAAGUAUUUUUAGAAGAUCUUAUAUUACCAUUAAUGGUCAAUAGUGCACGUAGAGGUGAUCGUGAGUGUCAUAUUGUUGUACUACUUGAAGAUGAUAUGGUUGAUUGGGACGAAGAAUAUCCACCCCAAAUGGGCGAAGAAUAUUCACAAACGGUAAAUAGUACAGCCAUGUAUAGAUUUUUUAAAUACAUUGAAAAUCGUGAUGUUGCCAAACAAGUUAUGAAAGAACGUGGAUUAAAAAAAAUACGUCUUGGCAUUGAGGGUUAUCCGACAUACAAAGAAAAAGUUAAAAAACGAGCUGGUGGAAGAGCUGAAGUUAUAUAUAAUUAUGUACAACGACCAUUUAUUCACAUGUCAUGGGAAAAAGAAGAAGCAAAAAGUCGACAUGUUGAUUUUCAAUGUGUUAAAUCAAAAUCAGUUACAAAUCUUGCUGAAGCAACUGCUGAUCCUGCUCUUGAUGCUGGUGGUAAUCCAAUUGAAUUACUUCAAGCUGAUGUUGUACAAACUCUAGAACCUGGUAUACAUGCUAUUGCUGUUGCUGGUGGUGGUGGUGUAGGUGGUGUAGGUCGUAAUCGUGGAGGUAGUGCUGAUCCUGAUAUUGAUGGAGCAAUGGCUCUUCAUUUACUUGCUGAUCAAGUUUUACAAUAAUAAUAUAAAUAAUAAUUUACAUUUUUUUUGUAUAUAGACAUAGGAUUUUAUUUAUAAAUCAUAAAUUAUAUAAACAUCAUAACAAAAUA
This is a messenger RNA of Aphidius gifuensis, 1761 nucleotides long. RefSeq names its product BTB/POZ domain-containing protein 10. The transcript is spliced from 6 exons. Lineage: Eukaryota; Metazoa; Arthropoda; Insecta; Hymenoptera; Braconidae. Gene Ontology annotation, cellular component: cytoplasm. The record is from RefSeq and is a predicted model, not a curated record. Gene Ontology annotation, molecular function: protein binding. The coding region runs from base 326 to 1672 and encodes 448 amino acids. Gene Ontology annotation, biological process: positive regulation of phosphorylation.